AUGCGUAUGGAAAUGGAGCAAGUUAAGCGAACCCAUGAAGUACUUCCAGAGCAAAUGCCGUCGGGGACUCAAGCUUGUUUAGCACAUUCAGUCAAAAGUAUGGAGCAUUUUGAGGAAAAGAGUGCUCUGGAUAACGGGUCCACAUAUGAACAGGAUGCAUUGGGUUGUACCUGCAAUAUUGGUAUGAAGUAUGUGUCGCUAUUCGAUGGGAUUGUCGAUGUUGAUAAGUCACUUGUGACUUGGUUGCGAGAUGUAGAGGUGCAAUGCAAGCAUCAGAAAAAUCGGAAUGCAAUGGCAGCGUCGCUUUUUGAGGACAAGAGGAUCAGUUGGAUGGUUACACGGACUGACGAGGAGCAGGCCAUGUCCUUACCGGGUAAUGGUAAUCAGGGGGAUUUGGAUGUUGCAAAACUGGUUGAGCAUCAAAAGAAAAAUGUUCGACAGAUUGGAAAGGGUGCCAAUCACAUCAUUGCAUGUUACAAGUUUCGACGAAAAUAUUUGAUGGCAACAGCAUAUUUGGAAAGAAAUUUCGUUUCUGGACUUUACAGUCAAUUUAUUAAGAUGCAUUUGAUGGGUAAAGUGAAGGCGGCUGUGGAAGCUGAUGGUAUGGCAGAAGAGGACUACUGUUCGAUGGAUCACAUAGGAAAGUAUCCAUCGUACAUGUAUGCCGGGACUGUAGUUUUGGAGAAGGGCGAUUGUGGUAUGGAUCGAGCCAGAUUGAAGGUGAUCCAGGCAUCGCAGUGGGCACCGAUUAAGGUGACAUCCGAUCUUCAACAGUUGUAG
Molecule: messenger RNA, 780 nt
Organism: Guillardia theta CCMP2712
Lineage: Eukaryota; Cryptophyceae; Pyrenomonadales; Geminigeraceae
Exons: 1
Coding region: 1-780 (259 amino acids)
Source: RefSeq, a predicted model, not a curated record